This is a messenger RNA of Patella vulgata (common limpet), 4079 nucleotides long. Its product is annotated as fibulin-2. Lineage: Eukaryota; Metazoa; Mollusca; Gastropoda; Patellidae. Gene Ontology annotation, biological process: extracellular matrix organization. Gene Ontology annotation, molecular function: peptidase activator activity; calcium ion binding. Gene Ontology annotation, cellular component: extracellular region. The record is from RefSeq and is a predicted model, not a curated record. Bases 289 to 2892 code for a protein of 867 amino acids. The transcript has 16 exons.
CACAUUAUACACUUUACAUACUAUAGACAAACUUCUUAGCACUCAACUAACCAGCCUUGUCUUGGCUUCAUAUCAAAAUUAAACUACUUGCGCUCAACAGGGGGGCAAGAAUCCUAUGUGUUCUUUUGCAACUUAGAACUUUGCUAAGACAGUGUUCAAAAUACUUUCGUCAGAUUUUUUAAAUGUCACUGUAAGACUCAUUUAUUCCAAGAACACAACUGUGCUCGAGAAUUAUUGAAAUUAUUUAAUUUUCAUACAAAGAAAAGGAAAAGAGUGACAGAUUUUAGAAUGAAAUAUUUUGUGUGUGUGAUUUUACUGUUGUCAUUGAAUGUAGAACUUUCACUUGGUGACUUAAAUGAUGUCCUGAUAAAGUGUUGCCAUGAAGGUUUAGAUUGGUCAAUUGAUGAUAAUCGUUGUGAUAGACAUCCAGGUUAUGUAGCAAAUGUUUCUAUGGAAGAUCAAUCCAGUUGUUUGUCUAUAGUAGAACUAUGUUGUAUUAAAGAUGUGCUUGUGAAACGAUGUGCAAAAGGAAAAGAAAAUGCGCUGGAGGGAAUGAUGUGUGCUAUACGAGAUUCAGAACAAGGCUCAGAACAGUAUAAGGAAUGUUGUAUUUGCUGUCAGUUAGGAUUACUAGCGAGAUCACAAGGGUUAUCAUGUAGAAGUCCUAAUUAUGGUGCACCAUGUGAUAAUAUGUUUUUAGAAUGUUGUACAGGACAAGUUUUAGCUGAUAUAUAUAAUGCUACAGGAACUGACCAGUCAGAUGUUGAUGUAGUAAAUGAUCGUGAUGAAUGUGCAUUAUUCCCGGGUCAGAUCUGUUCUCAUCGAUGUGUAAAUACACCUGGUAGUUUUAGAUGUGAAUGUCGUGGAGGUUACACAUUAAAUCAAGAUGGCAGAACUUGUCAGGAAUCAAAGGAUGAUGAUACUGACUAUGGUAAUGUCAAUGAUGGUUAUUCUUGUGAAGAAAACAGCCCAUGUGAACAGAGAUGUGCCAAUACAGAUCUAGGUGUUAAGUGUAAUUGUUAUGAAGGAUAUAAACUUCGUUCUGAUGGAAGAUCCUGCGAGGAUGUUGAUGAAUGUGCUGAAGGAAGUUUCAAAUGUGCACCAACGCAAGAAUGUGUUAAUACAUUAGGUCGUUAUACGUGUCAUACAACAAAAUGUCAGACAGGUUAUGUUUAUAAUCCUAUCAAUAGAAGAUGUGAAGAAAGUUAUGAUUGUGAUCGUGGUUUUGGUUUUAAUAGUGUUACAAGACAAUGUGAAGAUAUUGAUGAGUGUACAGUAUAUGAAAAUAUCUGUGUGGGUGUUUACCAGUUUUGUCGUAAUUUUAAUGGUUCCUAUACAUGUGAAUGUGAGGAAGGUUUUCAACUCAACAGAGAUACUAGACAGUGCGAGGAUAUAAAUGAAUGUGGUUUGGGUAUUGAUACAUGCCGUGUGGGAGAAAGAUGUGAUAAUACUAUUGGUUCAUAUUCUUGUCGUAGAUUCAGACAUUGUGGGACUGGUUAUACACUCGAUGAGGCGACACAGAGAUGUUUGGAUCAUGAUGAAUGUUUAUUAGGAACACAUAAUUGUGGUCGAGGUUAUGAUUGUGUUAACGUACAGGGAUCAUUUAAAUGUGAAGUUAAACAGUGUGCAGAAGGAUCACGAUUUAAUACUGCUACAGGAGAAUGUGAUAGAGUUCAGUGUGCUCGCGGUUUACGUCCAGAUAGAAUUGGUAACUGUAUAGAUAUCAAUGAAUGUAAUGAAUAUACAACAGUUUGUAAUAAAUAUCAACAAUGUAUUAAUACUAUCGGAUCCUAUCAGUGUCGUUCACUUAUUAAUUGUGGUAAUGGUUAUGAAACAAAUGAAAAUGGAAGAUGUACAGAUAUAGAUGAAUGUUCUACUGGUGUACAUAGAUGUGCCGGUGAACAACAAUGCAUUAACAGACAGGGAAGUUAUUUCUGUCAAUGUCCUAGGGGUUAUAGAUUUAUAAAUAAUCUCUGUGAAGAUGUUGAUGAGUGUGCUUAUAGUGCUGCUAUAUGUCCACUACAAUCAAAAUGUCAGAAUACACCCGGUAGUUAUGUUUGUACAUGUAAAGAUGGUCUAGAAUCAGAUGGUAGAGGUGGUUGUAAUGAUGUUGAUGAAUGUACAACAAGAAAUAUUUGUCACCAUAAAUGUAUCAAUAACUUUGGCAGUUAUUUCUGCACAUGUAACCGUGGUUACCAACUCUCAGUAGAUCAAAGAACUUGUGAAGAUAUUGAUGAAUGUAAUCAGUUUGCUGGUAGAGGUCGUGUAUGUGGUGGAAGAUGUGUAAAUACGCCUGGGUCCUUUACUUGCGAUUGUCCGGAUGGCUGGAAGAAAGCUAGAGAUGGUAGAGCUUGUGAAGAUAUAGAUGAGUGUAGUGAUGGUACAGCAUAUUGUCCAUCUAGAGAUAGUACUUGUGUUAAUACACGUGGUGGUUAUAAAUGUCCAUUAGUUCAAUGUCCAGAAGGUUUUGUUAAAACAAUUCCUGGUGGCCAACAAAACUCAGUUCGAUGUAAACAAGUUGGAAUGUACAAAGCUAACUCAAAAGGCUUGAUAUCACUCUCUUACAACUUCUUAACUUUUCCUACAAACAUCAUCAUUCCCACACCGCUCUUCUCCAUGACCGGAGCUAAAGACAGUCAGCGUGAUUACCGAUGGGAACUUAAGAUUGUAUCAGCCAGGCCCCUUGCACCUGGCAUACCUAGAGCGACGGAGAGCAACUUUGAACUAACACAAACCAACAACCAGGCAGUCGUCACUCUAAAGAAGAGAAUACGGGGCCCACAAGAUGUCAUUCUUCAGCUCUUAAUGAAAAUAUCUUCCGAAAAAUUCAACGGAAUCGCAGAAUCUAAAAUCUAUCUUUAUGUGACAGAUGGACCAAGCACCUUUAGAUAAAACAUGGUAUCGAAAUUCACAUAAAAAAAUAAAUAGUUUAAUAUUUACAUUCCAUUGUCAAUAUGUUCAUAUUUUUACUGAUAUAUUUUGUUUUGUUGUUUUAUUUACGUGUUUGUCUACUUUGUCAUAAUGCCAAAGUAUAACUAUCUUGACAGUGUUGGCUGUCUUUGGGAUAAGAUAUAUCAAGUCAGAAUAAAUACAAUGGCAAAAAGAAAUCUUGUUAUCUGUCUUUACGGGCCUUAUUCUUUGACUCCAAAGUUAAUUCCUGGUACAAAUUUUAUAUUAAUAAAAUGUCAACUAAGUCAGCUAACGCAGUCAAGGUACUGGAUGUAAUAUGUCAACAUUGUGACAUAGCUUGUGGAUAAUUUUGAUGUAUAAAACAUGAAAUCAAUUAAUCAACCCUCUUUACAUGCUUUUUGAAAUGUUGGGCAAAAUAAUUUUGAAAGAUAUCUAAAUAUCUAUUUGUUGGCUGAAACCCUCAGACUGCUCUUACAUAUAGCUGAUAAAGGUCCUAUGUAAUGUCUAGUUUACCAUGCCUAUAAGCUGUUGUGGCAACAGUUAACCUAUUUAAGCAAGCAUGGUGAUCGUUUCCAAUGAUCCAUGAAAUCUGGAUAUGUUGCAAUAUUUUUAAUUCAUCACAUCUUUGUAAAUACUGAACGGAAUUCAGCCAUUUAUGAACUGGUAUUCCUUUUCAAGAUUCAAUUUAACAAUAGUGUAGUUUGCAAAGGCUUCAAAAUUCCUCAAAUCAUGUAUAGUUUUUCAGUUAAUAAUUUGUAUCUUUUAGAGUUAUAUAAGUGGAUAACUGGUAUACAGACUCUCUUCAUACUUAAACUGUGGACUUCAUCUUUAAUGUUCUUCAAAAUUUAAAUACUGUAUUGGUGCAAAUUCUAAAAAAAAACAAUCCCUUCGCUUCGUCAGUUCAAUUAAAAUUACAUUAAUGAAGAAAUAGAAUCAAAUAAGAGUUCAUUGCAUGACAAAAAUCUUUGUAACCUACACUGAUGACGCAAACAGAUCUUUUUUUAUCUAAAUUCCAUAAUCACACAAAAUACAGAACGACGCAAUAUCUUACACCCUUGCUUUUAGUUUUACUGUCCACGUUUGUUUCUUUAUAAAGAACAUUUUGUUGUGACAGGUUUGAUGAAUAUACUGCUAUCCAUAUUGAGAAAUAAAUAAAUAAAUAUAAAAUA